AUGAAUAUACAGCCUCUCAAACUGUUGAUUAGUGAGAUCGAUAAUUUCAUUUCCUAUACAGAAAUCCUAUCUCAGAAUAAGGAGACCGAUCAGGCUAAGGAGGUACCUGGCUGCCUAACAUGUCAACAGUGUCAAUCCAGUCGUGCAGUAGAUGGCGAUAUUAACACGUGUACAAGGACAGCACCUUUUGGAGUUAGUAAUCCAUAUAAAUGGACAUGGUGGUAUGUUGACCUUAAGAAAGUAUUCAGCAUCUUCAGCAUCAGAAUACAGUUCAGAGACUAUGGAUUACAAUAUGUCAUGAGACAAAGAGGACGUUUUGUUGGUUUCUCGCUCUAUGUGUCAAACACAACUAUAAAGGAGGAUGGGUAUCUGUGUUACAGGAACGGACAAGAGUUACCGGCCUUGGAUUUCAGUAGAACUUGCGUAAAACAUGGACGUUACGUUAUAUUUUAUAAUGAAAGACUUGACGGGACAACUUAUCCUACUGGAUAUCAAACUGUAAACGUGCUAUAUUUUCUCUGUGUUACAUCUUUAGGUUGUAAAGAAUCCGGUUUGUAUGGAUAUAACUGUGAUCUACCCUGUCCAAACAACUGUCAUGAAUUGAGAUGUGACAUUCUCAACGCAACGUGUUUGGGUUGUACUGCAGGAUGGGUUGGGGACUUUUGUAACAAAUCAUGUCCAGCUGGAUAUUACGGUUUACAGUAUAGAUCUACGUGUACUGGACACUGCAGAGACAACCUGUCCUGUAAUCACAACACUGGACAAUGUGACUAUGGAUGUGACAAUGGAUGGACAGGAACACAAUGCAGCACACAGUGUCCAGCAGAAUCAUACGGCCCUGAUUGUGUGUAUUACUGUAGUGGACAGUGUCGAAGUUACCUCCCCUGUAACAGAACAACAGGGAGAUGUGACGGAGGCUGUAAUCCAGGAUAUACCGGGGAACUAUGUGACAAAGUAUGUUUAGUUGGUCGGUAUGGACUGAAUUGUUCAGAGAACUGUAGUUCCGGUUGUCGAUCUGAAAGUAAUCAUUGUAACCAUAUAGACGGACAAUGUGAGCAUGGAUGUGACGAUGGAUUCCAAGGAAGUAAAUGUGAGAAAACGUCAUGGUCACAGGAUGUGCAAGGACAGAAAUCGUAUAUUGCAGCGCAAGGACCAAAAUCAAAGACAAUAGUUGAUUUCUGGAAAAUGGUGUGGCAAGAAGACAUUAGUGUAAUUGUUUGUCUGACGAAUCUCAAAGAGGGAAAUAAGAACAAAUGUGCCCAAUACUGGCCAAAUUCCAGUGACAAGAUAAAGAAAGGCAACAUCAGCAUACGAAACCAGAAAGAAAACGUAUACGCGGACUACGUCAUCAGACACUUCCGCUUGCAAAACAGCGCCAAUAAAGCUGAGCGUGACGUGUGUAUGUUCCACUAUACGCAGUGGCCGGACCAUGGUGUCCCAGAACCGCUGGCUCUUGUGGUAUUCCAUCGACACGUUCUAAAAACUUCUGUCGAACAUCCAGGGAAGUACACUCUUGUCCACUGCAGCGCUGGGAUUGGUAGGACAGGGACGUGCAUAGCAUUGGACGCGCUUAAUAAUGGAGGGGAGAUAACUGGGAAAGUUAAUAUCCCGCAGUAUGUAGAAACCAUGAGAAACAACCGUGCUAACAUGAUCCAGGGCGACGAUCAAUACAGAGUUGUCUACUUGGCGUUACUUGAAUCAUUCCGAGAAAAAGGAAGGUCUGUAUCAACCAGGACAUUUCUACGAGAAUUCCAGGAUCAUUCCUGUUAUAUCAAUCUCGGAGAAGUAGCCAAUAAAUCACCACUUUCUGCUGAAUUUCAGGACCUGUUGUCCGGAAGACGAGAAUACACACAAGAAGACUACAAAACAGGGCGGCAAAACGUAUCAGCCAAUUACACACCCAGUGUUCUGCCUGUUGAAAGUUACAUGUGUCCAUUGUUAAACACCAAAGGGAAGAACACCUACUACAACGCAGUUUCUUUACAGUCGUUCACAAGAAAUGAUAAUUUCAUCAGUGCUCAAUACCCUCUCCCAGAUUACACAGAGGACUUCCUGAGACUUGUGAAGGCUUAUUAUGCACCUACAAUUGUAUCCCUGAGCCCGUUGGUGGAAAUCAAAUCGUCUUCACUUUGGCUUCCUGCUAAAAAUGAAAGCAAAACGGUUGGAGCAUUCACGACUAAAAUGACAGAUUGUACACAAACAACCACAGUCACCAAGACUAGCAUUACUCUGCACCAACAGGGAGCUAGCGGUAUGAGCGUUUGCGUACUGGAAUGUAGAAGAUGGAAAGCAGAAAGCGACUCCUCAAACCGGAGAGUUUUACUUGAUCUCGUCAAUGAAGCGAGGGUGGAGGAAAGGACCCACCCCGAGGGAAGGAUUCUGGUUCUGUCGAGUGAUGGGGCCAAGCGAUGUGGACAAUUCUUGGUUGUAUUCAAUGCUCUGGAACAACUUACAAUGGAUACAGAGGUGGACAUAUUUACAAUCACAAGACAACUCCAAAUCCGACGGCCAGAGUUCAUAUCUUCUUUGGAAGAAUAUCAGUUUUGUUACGAGGCCAUUGCUGAUCAUCUCCAAAAUAGCACAGUGUACACGAAUUGCUGA
Ostrea edulis (European flat oyster) is the source of this 2601-nucleotide messenger RNA. RefSeq names its product receptor-type tyrosine-protein phosphatase U-like. The coding region runs from base 1 to 2601 and encodes 866 amino acids. The transcript has 19 exons. NCBI's taxonomy places the organism in Eukaryota, Metazoa, Mollusca, Bivalvia, Ostreida, Ostreidae. Gene Ontology annotation, molecular function: protein tyrosine phosphatase activity. The record is from RefSeq and is a predicted model, not a curated record. Gene Ontology annotation, biological process: protein dephosphorylation.